Alternaria rosae is the source of this 1177-nucleotide messenger RNA. RefSeq names its product ClpP/crotonase-like domain-containing protein. Bases 317 to 1162 code for a protein of 281 amino acids. Gene Ontology annotation, molecular function: delta(3,5)-delta(2,4)-dienoyl-CoA isomerase activity. The record is from RefSeq and is a predicted model, not a curated record. Gene Ontology annotation, cellular component: mitochondrion. NCBI's taxonomy places the organism in Eukaryota, Fungi, Ascomycota, Dothideomycetes, Pleosporales, Pleosporaceae. The transcript is spliced from 2 exons.
AGAUGACAGCCGCAAGUCCAGGCAGUACACGCGUGUCAACCUUGGAACCGUCGGAGGUAGACCGACCUAGCAACAAGAUCGGAAACCCGCUAGCCGCAUCCGUUCUACCUCGGCUCGAUCGCGCAUCACAAGCAGCUCCCCAACCGAACGACUCGACCGCCCAGGUCAUCAAAGCCGACGACGUCCCAUUUUCAAUCCAUAUUACAGUUUCGUCCUUCUCGACACAAUUGGCAAAAGAUAACUACAAGCUUCGGACGGCUACAGAAAGAGCAAGAUUACGAGACAUCGGAAGAAACCACGUGGGCAGCAAUCAGCAAUGGCGGAAGCGUACCAGAAAGAGUUCUUCAACGUCUCAUUUCCAGCGGAAUAUGUUGCGCAUGUUGAGAUCAACAGGCCGGAAAAGCUGAAUGCUUUCAAAGAGGUCAUGUGGCUAAACCUUUCCUCCAUCUUCCGCCAACUCUCCCACGACCCCUCCGUGCGCGCCGUAAUCCUAACCGGCGCGGGCGACCGCGCCUUCACCGCAGGCCUAGACGUGCAAGCAGCUUCAGAAGGCGGCGCCCUAUCCUCCCAAGCCGACACUUCAGAUGGCGCACGCAAAGCCAACGCCCUCCGCCGGCACAUCCUAGAAUUCCAGUCCUGCAUCACCGACAUCGAGAAAUGCGAGAAGCCCGUCAUCGCCGUCUUGCACGGCGUAUCGUUCGGUCUGGCCCUGGAUAUGUCAUUAGCGUGUGAUAUCCGCGUGAGUACGACGACGACGAGGUUCAGUGUGAAAGAGGUGGAUAUAGGGCUUGCGGCUGAUAUUGGCACGUUAUCUCGUCUUCCUCACUCUGUUGGCAACUUAUCCUGGGUCAAGGAUAUUGCGUUGUCGGCGAGGAUCUUUGGGUCGGAUGAGGCGUUGCAGCAUGGGCUUGUGUCGAAGGUGUACAAGGACAAGCAGGGGGCGGUUGCUGAAGCGACGAAGUUGGCGACGUUGAUUGCGUCAAAGUCGCCCGUGGCGGUACUGGGGACGAAGGAGAUUAUCAACUACUCCAGGGAUCGGCCGAUUAGUGAGGGAUUGAACUACACGGCUGUGUGGAAUGCGGCUAUGUUGCAGACGGCGGAUGUCAAGGAUGCUAUGAUGAGUGGGUUGAAGAAGACGAGUCCCAAGUUCAGUAAGCUGUAAAAAAGCAAUCAGAUG